Closterium sp. Naga37s-1 is the source of this 2631-nucleotide messenger RNA. NCBI's taxonomy places the organism in Eukaryota, Viridiplantae, Streptophyta, Zygnematophyceae, Desmidiales, Closteriaceae. The record is from the annotation of a GenBank genome assembly.
AUGCGCGGAUCGAAGGACCGCGUGGAGGUGUUCAAGCUGUCGGAGAACCUCUGGUUCGCUGGAACCGCGCAGCUUCCGCCGAUCGAAGACGCUGUUAGUAGUAACGGCCCGCUCCCUCCACCGGGUGGAGACUCCGCUUCCGCGGGAGGCGGCGGGAACAGCGGCGGAGAUAGCAGCGGAAACCACAGCACCACCGCCGGCGAUUCCCGCGCGUCAUAUGCGGCGGACGACCCGCGCGACAGGGAGGCGCGGAAGGAGGAGCUGCUUGGGCGGAUUCGCGGCGGCGGACUCGACGAGAAGACGCGCGAGGCCUUGGCGGAAGCAGCAAGCUCCGCGGCGGCCGCCGCUGCAUCUGCGCCCGCCGCUGCGCCUGCGAGCGCGCCGGCUCCCGCUGUGGAUCCGCUCGGGCAACAGAUGGAGGAGCGAUUGGCGGAGGUGGGGGAAUUCUCGGCGCGCAUGACGGAGCUGAAACAAGUGGUGAAGCGGAAACCGGCGGUUGGGUUUCCCGCGUGCUGCCAUUGGUGGUUCUUUGCCCAACCAGCACCAACACCAGCCCACCUUCCGCCCAUCUUCCGCCCACCUUCCGCCCACCUUCCGCCCACCUUCCGCCCACCUUCCGCCCACCUUCUGCCCACCUUCCGCCCACCUUCCCCAACCCUCAUUCCAUUCCGCCCACCUUCCGCCCACCAGUUCUUUGGCAUGCUGCCAUGGGUGGUGGAGAAGAGGGACCCGUUCAAAGAAUCAGUAUUCGGAGACAACAUCGGUGACAUGACAUGCACGUAUGACCGCCAGUCCCGGCGCUUCUACCUCUCCACCUACUGGAGUUCAGGGGGUGGCAACAACACGUAUGACAAGUUUGGGCAGACGAGGAGGAGGGGCGACGUGACAGUUGGCGCAGGGAUGAUAGUGGCAGCGUCAACCACGGACGACCCCACACAGCCCUGGAACGUCUUCUUCAUUCCUGGCUCGUUCGUUCGCCUCCUUUUUGUUCUCAGCCUUUUCCCUCACCUUUCCUCACCUCACCCUUUCUCUCCAUUUUGCAACGGAGUUUCGGUCGCACCCUUUUUCUCACAUUUUCUCACUUCUCACCCUUUCUCACGUUCAUCCGCUGCUCUCCACAUGCCUCUUCCUGCAACAGCAGCCCCAUUCCAGACUGUUUAUAUCCCUGCUCUGUCCUUCUCACCUAGUUCCUCAAAUUCUCCUCUUCUCUUACUUUCCAUCUCCCUCUUUCUCCUCUCUGUUUCCUCCCUCUCCCCACCUCCUCACCCCACACCCCCCCCUCCCAGCAACGAUGGCAUCAACUCCAAUCCGGACUGGAGGGCGCCUCUCCACUCCCAGGGUUUAGGCACACUGUUCCUCCCUCAACCCCCCUCCGCCCUUUCCCCCCGCCUCAAACCCCCCUCCCAGAAACGAUGGCAUCAACUCCAAUCCGGAUUGGAGGGCGCCUCUCCACUUUCAAGCAACGAUGGCAUCAACUCCAAUCCGGACUGGAGGGCGCCUCUCCACUUCAACUCGUCUCGACUCACCACGUUCUUGGACUACCCUCAGAUCGGCACAGAUGCCUAUGGAUUUUACGUGUCGGUAAACCAAUAUUCGGAGUCAUUGGAGCAAGUAUAUGGGGCGGGCAUAUAUGCAAUCGCCAAGUCCCAGCUCCAAGCACCCGAGAAUGCCACCAUUCUCCGCUUCGUCGUGCCUUACACUGCGAGCGUUCUCAGUCCAUCCUACACCAUCUACCCUCAGAAGGUCGCUGCCGAUGGGGACUACGACUACCGCCACGGCGGCACCAUGUAUUUCGGAUGGACGGGAGUUAACCCCAACCGUGGUGCUCCAAACGAAACCGUGCUUAUCACCAACUUCACCACAGUGGGAGCCUUUGCUAUAACGGGUACAAGCGCUCUGGGAACCCCUGAAGCCGAGCGCUUGGUCGAACCCCACUGUGCGGCCGUCAACACUCCGCCGUUCUUCAUUCCCCGGCCUGUGGAGCAGAAGCCCGGGCCUGUUCCUACAGCUUGGCAGAUGAACAGUACGAUCAAGCCCAUCGGCCCUUCAGAGAUCGAUGCGAGAGGCGUGGUGGUGAAUCCGGAGAGCAGGCGCAUGUGGGUCAGCUUUAUGUCGGCGUUUGGCAAGGACAUGAGUGCUGCUGCCGUGGUGGUGAGGCUUCGCCUGUCCCUCCGGCCUCAGCGCAAGUGGCGCACGCUUCGGGUGUUUUUGGAGCGGUUCAAAGUGGUGGGGGUGGGCGGAGGGAACAGCCUCAUUCAGGGCACCAUCGCCCUCAACAGGCACGGCGUGGGCAUCAUAGCAGCAUCGCUGGCAGGGCGUUCCUUCUACCCCUCAGCUGCCUAUGCCACUCUCAACGCCAAUGUGGAUGUCGGCCGCGUCGUCAUUGCCGGCCCGGGGAAAGCGCCUCUCGACGACUAUACGGGGUACCGCGUUGGUGCAACGGAGAUGCGAUAUGGUGACUACAUGACGGCAACGGUGGACGAGGAGGGCAACGCGUGGGCGGCAGUGCAGUAUGUGGCGGGGCAGCCGCGCACCGAGUGGAGCAACUGGGCUGCCUUCGUCUUCAAAGUCGACCUGCAGGGGGGGGAAGGGGACGGGGGGGAACGGGGACGAUGGGGGGAAUGGGGGUAA